AUGACGCCGGAGAUUCAGCGGUUGUUGGACAUGCGCGAUCCGGCGGCGGCGUAUCCGCUCGCGAGGUCGAUGCGGCGAGAGAUUACGCUGCACGUGGGGCCGACGAACAGUGGGAAGACGUACGCCGCGAUGCAGCGGUUGAAGCGGGCGGGGAGUGGGGUGUAUUGCGCGCCGUUGAGGUUGCUGGCGUGGGAGAUUUCAGAGAAUAUGAAUAGAGAGGGGGUGCCGUGCACGCUCGUCACGGGGCAGGAGCGGCGCGUGGCGCCGAACGCCUCGCACGAUAGUUGCACGGUGGAGAUGUCGGAUCUGUCCAAGGUCAUGGACUGCGCGGUGAUUGAUGAGAUACAACUGCUGAGUGACCCACUUCGAGGGUACGCGUACACGCGCGCGUUGCUGGGGUUGCCCGCGUUGGAGCUGCACCUGUGCGGCGAUCCUCGCGUGGUGCCGUUGGUGCGACGCAUCGUCAAGUCGACGGGGGAUUUAUUAGUGGUCAAAGAGUACGACAGAUUGUCGCCGUUAGAAGUCUCGCGCGAUAUCGUCAAGAGUGUGAAGGACGUGCGCAAGGGUGACGCGUUCGUAGCUUUCAGCCGAAGCGCGGUGUACGAUUUGAAGCGCGAGUUGGAACAGAAAUCGCCGCACCGAGCGUGCGUCAUUUAUGGAGGUUUGCCGCCGGAGACGCGCUCGAGGCAAGCUGAGCUGUUUAACAAGCCCGAUAGCGGCUACGACGUUCUCAUCGCGUCCGAUGCGAUCGGGAUGGGCUUGAAUUUGAACAUCAAGCGCGUGAUUUUUACGACAAUGUCCAAAUUCGACGGAAGCGAGAUGCGCAAACUGGCGGGGCCCGAGACGAGACAAAUCGCCGGUCGUGCGGGACGAUACGGUCUCAACUACGCGGACAUGGGGAUCGUGACGACGACGAAAAAGGCUGACUACGACUUGCUCGCGGCGGCCCUUGAAGGCGAGCUGGAGCCGUUGACUCAAGCCGGUCUCGCGCCGUCGCUCGAGCAAGUAGAAGAGUACUGCGAGCUUCGCCCGGAGGCGGGUCUCGUCGGCGCCUUGCAAGCGCUGAGCGACUCGGCCAAGUUGGCGCCGCACUUUCGCAUGCGAGAUAUGGAAGAAUCCAUCGCCGUGGCGAAAUUGUUGGAAAAGCUUCCGCUCACGCUGGCUGAUCAUUUCUUGUUUUCCAUCGCGCCAGUCGACAUUCGCGAUUCCAUGGUCGUGAACGCGAUGAUGAAGUUUGCGCGCGUGUUUUGCACGCACGGACGCGCAGGCGUGCGUCUGAUUUCGCUGCCUCCCGCGCGCACGCCCACGGCGCCGCAUGAGUUACAAAAGCUUGAAAGCGCGCACAAGUGCCUCGACUUGUACUUGUGGCUCGCCAGACGUCUGCCGAACGCAUUUCCAGAAGAGAACCUGGCC
Ostreococcus lucimarinus CCE9901 is the source of this 1413-nucleotide messenger RNA. RefSeq lists its product with no specific name. Gene Ontology annotation, molecular function: ATP binding; hydrolase activity, acting on acid anhydrides; RNA helicase activity. The annotation marks the transcript as partial. Gene Ontology annotation, cellular component: mitochondrial degradosome. The transcript has a single exon. NCBI's taxonomy places the organism in Eukaryota, Viridiplantae, Chlorophyta, Mamiellophyceae, Mamiellales, Bathycoccaceae. Gene Ontology annotation, biological process: mitochondrial RNA 3'-end processing; RNA catabolic process. The record is from RefSeq and is a predicted model, not a curated record.